AUGCGAAAGGUGGAUUUCAACAUGGCGGAAUCCACAUCAAAUGAACACUGCCUUCCCUCAGGCCACGACGAGGACUUUGUAGAAGAAGUUGAAGAAGAUUUCCAAUGUCUCAUAUGUCUUUUACCGCUAAAGGAACCAGUUCUUACGAGAUGUGGCCACAGAUAUUGCAAAGAAUGUCUUGACGAGCACAUUGGAAGGUACAAGUUUAUGAUGAGCAGCUUGCAGUAUUGUUGUUCGUUUGCUCACUUAAUCUAAUCACCCUAAAGAAUUCAUGACAGGUCAUCAGUGUGUUUCAACUGAAUUCAAUAACUACCAGAGUCGAAGUCCAUCCAAUUAAUCUAAUUAGAGAAUGGUGGUCGGUUGUAUGAUCUUAAAGGGCAUGUAAACCCAAAAAACAUUCAUUUUCUUUUCACAUAGAUGUUUAGUAAAUAUAUCAAGUACACCAAAGGUACUAUUCGUUUUUUCUCAAAAGUCGAUUUUCACUUUGUAAAAGCUCUUCCAAAUUCGAAAAAUUCGCCAUCUUGAGUGGCGCCAUCUUUCCUGUGACGUCACGGGUGGACCCUCCAAAGUCUCGUUUUAUAAUCGCGUGAGGCACGAAGGAGUCUUUUCUACAGCCGUUGUUUGCCGGUCUCGUCAUGAUUUUUUCACUUACAGUUUGCUUCAAUAUAUUCAAUUUUUUCGUAAUGGUAAAGCGUUGUGUCGUCCAGUUUUGUACUGAUUCAAACCAAACUGGGCAUACAAUGCAAAUAUUUUCAAAUGACGCAAAUUUGAAGCGACAAUUUGUGAAAUUUGUUCAAGUGAAAAUAGCCGAUAUCGUCGAGCCGUUCGAACAUUCUGUUGUUUGUAGCAGUCAUUUUUCUUCCAGGUGCUGUACCGACGAUUUGGGCCUUACUAGAAGCAAAUUAUUCGGAAGUAUAAAAACGACCCAUACAGUCGGUAGACGACGAGGAUUCGGAAGUGGCCGACCGAACUGAGAAAGAAGUUGAGCUCUUCAAAAGUUAGAGGUCAGCGGAGACAGUACAAAAUCGAUUUACAUGAAAGCGUUUCGUUAAUUAAACAACGAUAGCUUUAUUGGUUCUCUAAAAACAUCUUUUUUCUCAUCUAAUGAACGAUUAUGGGGAAGCCAGUUGUUCGGGAGCCAGCGCUGAGCCCCUAAAAGACACUGACCCUUCUGAUCCUUUGCCUGAAUUCGAAACACGUAUCAAAGAAAGAGAAUUCGUUGAUGUCAGUGUGUAAUAACGUGAUCUGGAAUUUUGUUGGUUCGAUGCAAAGAAUUCUAUACAGGAUCCCAUAAUCAACCCUUAUGUUCUAUAAGAAAAUCCAUGCCAGCCCCACUUGGUGCUUCCUUUGAGAAACCCUGCAGAGAAACAGCAGAAGAAUUUGUGUAACGAUUUUCACAGCAGUGAAAAUACAUUCAAAGGUCAGUAGGACAAUAUUCAUCAUUUUGAGUACAACUUAAAAGAUCCUGAUUUCAGCUUGCAAAACUAUCUUUUCAGUAUUUCAAAUCGAAGCAAACACAAACAGGGUUGGAUAAUUAUGAGGGCCGCACAAGGAAAUAUAUAUGGUACAUCUUGUUUAUCGAUGGAAAUUCUUCGGAGAUGAAGGAAAGCAAUACAUAAAUAUCUCAUAAAGAACGGGCACAACCUCCAGUGCUGUAAGACAUAAAUAACUAAGAUCUGCAUUAACAUAUACCUUUGUUUCUCUCAAAGGUUUGGCGGUUUUAAUCCAGUGUAAGGGGAUCCAAAAUCCGCAGGAAAAAAGUUUCGGAUAUUGUUUACCGCACAAGAUGGCACAGCGACCCUGAAGUGUUUGCCGAGAUAUUCCCAACACUAACGAACAAGCUAUCUAUAGGCAAUUUAGCGAAAUUUCCUGCCAGGAAAGAAGCGAAAAACAACUAGCUCUAGUACUGUAUUAUUAAAUCAAUGGCAGAAACAACCCAAGCAAAUCGAUCUUAAAAUGUAACAAAACAGAUGAAACAGAAAACAUUUAGCUUACUCGUUUCUGGUGUGAUUUCUGUGCCUUGCUGCUGCCUGUACGCGUAAUUGGCCGUCUCCAGCACCCAGAAAUCAAGGCAAAUUGACUGAAAACCUGGAUGCUCAGUAAUACAACUUAUCUGGGUUUCAGGCCCUUGCUACUCUACUUUUUGCCACAAAUGCCCGAUUUUUCCACUUUCAUGAGUUGUCGGCAUUGGUUGACAAGUUCCACACUCGCACCUUUGAUAAUUUUAUAUAAAACACUCUCAGAAGCUCAAGUUUAAAAAAUUUAUGUUGCAUUCUUUUAGAUUGCACCCUCGCUUUAUUGGAUAUUUGUGUCAAAUACAAAUAAAUCACACAGUAAAUUAAAUACCAGUCUGAGUUUCCGAGACGGUCGCAUCGCUGUCGACAUGUUCUGUACUAUCUUCGUGCGAAUCGCUUCGGUGAACCCUACGCGGCUCAUAUUGUUAAGGACGUGGCCAAGACUCCCCUGAAGAUUCUGGAUUAUCCCCAUCGCUUUCAUGUACUAAGCUUAAGGCAUUCGAGUCGCUAUCUUCUGAAAAAACAUCUUCCAAACUACCGCUACUUACACGAACUCCCACACCAGUUCUACUGGGGAAUAUGUGUUGCGCAAUAUUUUAGUUCCACCGCUUACGUCACGACUUCUCGCUAUUGUUUUUACCGGAAAUGGAAUUUCAGUUGAAAAUGCCGAUUUUCUCCUAAAAUAAGUCGAAUUGGACAAAACGAAUUUAAAAUUCGUUUUCUACGCCACUUUUUACAUAGUAUAAGAAAAACAUGUAUUUUUGGGUUUGCAUGCUCUUUAAACAUCGAUUUCACGGAUCAGUAACCACUACACUAAUUAACUUGGUGAGGCAAUUUUUCAAUUUCUAGCGUUGCCUUCGAUUAGUUUCAAUUAAAAUACGCGCCUAUCUUCCUCUAAAACGUAGCACGAUAAAUUCUCUCAAUUAUCAAAGGUAAUGAACGGAUUUCAUAUUCACUUGUCCAAAGAGCAAGAUGUCUUAGAAUCGAAAGCGAAAAUCGGUAGUUCAAUUGUCUACUGCAAGCGUGAUUGCUGUUCAAAGUUCAAAUCUUUUCUCCACAUUUAUUACUUUGUGCUUAUAAGUGCUUUGAUACUACAAGACCUAUCGCGCCAUUCAAAGUUUUAGUUCGCCUCAUUCGUCAUCCGCAGCUUAAUUGUUCCGUCACUAAAUUACAUGAAUAUAUAAACUUAUCUUAGGUACCUUGUAGAUUGUGUCAAUGCAAUGAAAUAAACUCGCUUGAAAAAAUCCUAACAAGGGCUUAUCCACCUCAAUAGUCUUUCUUCAAUAUUGUAGUUUCCGUAUGCUAUUGUGGAAAUUGAUUUAGCAACUGUUGUUGUCAAUGUUGAGUGACGUUGACUGUAUUGAAUUAUAUAAAAGUGUUGGUUGAGACGGGGUAUGAUGAUAAAUGCAGUACAUGUUUUCUUGCUUUCUGGGUUGCUUCCUUACUUACUUACCUACCAUUCUCGAUAAUUUAAUUUUCUUACAGACAGCAAAUUAAAGGAAAGUCUGUAACUUGCCCGGCGGACAUGGAGAAUCUGGACCCAGAACGGGUUAGUAAACUUUUGAACUAGGGAAAAUUUAAAAAUGAUUUGCUUGGCUGAGUUCAAGUGAAGACCGACGCAAUUAUUUAGCGCUAUUUUUAUUAAGUCUUUACCAAGACUUGUUAGAUUCUUCCUCAAACACAUGUUUUACUUUUCAAUUAAAUAUUUUAAACAAUGUUUUUUUUUUUAGUCCAUUGUUUUUCGUUCUCGAAAUAUACUUCAAUUAUUUGUAUUUUCUUAAAAAAUUGCUAUUCUUUAAUCAAAUACUCCCCAAUUAAGGCUCUUAUAAAGAGAAAGCACUUAUGCUCAAGUCAAUUACCACCUUAGGACGACGUAGGAAUGAUACUACUGUGAUUUUUUCUUAGGACAUUUUCCCUGAUAAGGCAACAGAAAGGAAGAUUUUCUCUUUAGUGAUCAAAUGUCCAAAUGGUGGCUGUGAAUGGACUGGGGAGCUGAGGAUCAAGAAGGUAAAACUAAGGCAUAUUUCGAUAAGUGUUAAUAAACAACUUUAUCAGCAUGAGUCAUUGUUUUCGUCUGUUGAAAUAACAAAGCCACAGACAUUGCUCAAGUUCCUACAUGUAGAAGCCAAGACAUAGAGAUGAUGGGCUUGAUCAUUUUUAACUUCUCAGGGAGAGUUAGGAACCAACGCCCAAACUGAAGUUGUUUUGGUUUUAUUUGUUGAACAGAUCCACUUGGAAUCUUGCCUUUUUCAGCAAGUAGCGUGUGCCAACAAGAACUGUCACGAAAAAGUUCAAAGAAGACAUCUUACGCAGCACGAAAAUAAUGUGUGUCCAUGGAGAAUCCUUCAAUGUACAUACUGCACGGAGCCCCACCCAGACUGCAUGAUGCAAGUAAGGAUUUUAAUAGUGGAGGGAUCCAAGAAAAAUAAUACACCUCUUACCAGGAAAUCUUUUUAUGUUUCUGUGGAAAAAAUUGACCCUUAAAAUCGAAUAGGAAUUAGAGUAAAUAGAUAAAAAAAUAUACUUUCGAUCUUUAAAAAAAGGUCUAAAUGGGGUUAUUGCUUUUAAGGCUAUUGGUUAUAAGUUUGCCCACUUUACGGCUAAUUGUUAAUGUCCUUCCAUUGCGUUCACCAGAAAAAAUGAACAGUUAAUUUUUUACUACUAACGGUUUGUAAUUUGUCGAUAUUUUUGGCCGUUGUACGGCUGACAGUUGACCCCAUUGAGAUUCUCUUUUAGAACCUGAUUCCUGACGGAAAUUGAUUGAAAAAAAGGAAACACAGCGAAAUCGAAUUCCCACAUUCCUGUGUUUCUUUAAUUUUUUUGUUUGUUUUUUUUUUUGUUUUUCUUUUGGUAGGUGCAUAUUAGACAGUGCAGCAAGUUCCCAGUAACUUGUCCAAACAUCUGUGGUCGUUCAAUUCCAAGGGAUAUGGUGAGACUUUCAGCUUUAUCUGUGAUCUUUCGCGACUAAAUGCAGUUUUAAUACAUGAUAUUUAUCCUUCAAACAUCAAUUUACAUCCUUUCACUUUAAGACAAGAAAAUGUAAAGUAUACAAAAUUAUGAAUCGUAAAAACUUUUCCGACGGAAAUAAAGGCGGAUGCCUCAAAGCUAACAAAUUUCUGACAAAUGGCUCUUACUGAUGCUUGAUCUGAUCAAAAUUUUCUUUAAUUAGUUUCAUAAUCACAGGCACACGAUGUUAACGAGAGACAAAUGCCAAACAGUCCCCUUUUUGCUUUAUUUAAAGCCUCUCAUGUUAGUUUCCCGUUACAUCUCAUUCUCUCUGAAAAAUAGCAAACCACAAUCACUUGACUUCAUACGAAGGAUUCCAUACAGUGCUAGAGUUCCAUUCAUUAGAUUCGAUUUCCGCUCGUAGAAGCCCGAUAAGCGAAAAGUGGCAUCUGCAGUUGUCAGAGUAGCCUGCAGUGCAGGCGUCUAGUUAGUGCGAGCUAACGUUAUAGGCUUGCGAUCGUUUAUCCCACCACAGGCGGCCCAAGCUCCAGCUGUGAAAUGAUCAUCUUACGUAAUAACGGUCGUGGCGGAAUUAUAAGAGUUUGUAUGGGAAUAUUUACGACCGCUCUAAGGAAUAAAAAAAAUACGUCAAAUUCUCAAAAAAAAAUUCCUCACCUUACUUCCACAGCGUAUUGCUUGUUAUCUGACCGCUUACUUUGAUGAAAAGAGCCCAUUUGAGCGAGUUGUUCAUUUCGAGGUUUUCAACGUACAUAAGUAAAGCCCAAGGCUGAACACUCCAUUUCCGAACGCCUGAGCCGAGAAGCGAAAAAUCCAAGCUCAAAAUGACCGGGCGGCCACAAAUCCAACGUAGAAUCCAAGCAAAUAUACUGUAGUUUCAUUUCAAUUUACUACAAACUCAAUCUUCCCCGUGCAACCGACGCUAAGCGGCAAUUUGCUUCAAAAAUUUCCAGUUUAGAGGUUUCUAACAGCCCGCGACCACAUCAACCUUGACACACGACCGUUGAAAACCAGCUUGGUGACCCUAACUCCUUUUCAAACUGAGCCUCGCCGGGGACCACACCGUCAGUUAUUAUCAAUAAAUUGUUUUAGAACCACGGGUCCCCUCAGGUCGAAAUCGAUCGAGAAGUAAGGUGAGGUAUUUUUUUUUGAGAAUUUGACGUAUUUUUUUAUUCCUUAGAGCGGUCGUAAAUAUUCCCAUACAAACUCUUAUAAUUCCGCCAUGACCGUUAUUGCGUAAGAUGAUCAUCUCACAGCUGGAGCUUGGGCCGCCUGUGAUCCCACCGGCCAUGUUUGAUUUGGAGUUAAAAUGGACGGUGCGGAUGGGGGGCGGGGGAAGGGCGAGAACACGCUUGCCCGAAGAGGUUGUUGAAAAGCAAAUACCCCCUGAUUAGUUGCGCGUCACUGCAUUUCCGAAAAUGAGUAGGUCACCAAUCAAAAUGUGUUCAAUUAAAAGCCGGAAGCACUGUCUUCCAACACAAACAAACAAACGUAAAGCCGCUUAGUGAAAUGGUGAGGCAGUUUUUUUUUUAAGCCAGAAGAGAAAUGGCUUGGACAAAACCUCCUCCGCGGUCACAAAUAUGAGCUGAUAUUUUCUGCACUCUAUAUUUUUCAAACGAGAAUCCUUGAGUAUAGCUGCCAUCAAUCUAUUUGAUAAAUUUUCUUUUUCUUCCAUUUGGUCGUAAACGAUACUUUGAAGCAACAAACAACUGCACUUGAAGGUUUACCCUCUGUUAGUUGAUGCAAACCGGCAUACUCUGAUAAAACAGUGUGGCUGUUUUUUCAUCAAUGAAAAAAAUGACUUCACCAAAACAAUCUCUGCUGACGCAAAUACGAGUUAAUUUUUGCCGCACUCUAUAUCCUCUAAAUGACAAUCCGUGAGCGUGGUUACCGUUACUCCGAUCGAAGAUGCUUAUUCCAUUUGAUCAUAAACAGUAGGUCAAAGCGGAAAAACGACAACUGCGCUGGAAGGUUUUCCGUCAUAAUUUAUUUCAUAAGAAACAACACCUAAAAUACUAAAUUCCGGAAGACACUUAAUUGCUUCCUCGCGAGCGGAAUCGAAACUAAUAACUUUACGAUCAUAGUUCGUCAUCUUUCUCUUUUCCCAUAAGAGAGAAAUGUCAGAAUGGCGCUCAAAUGUAACAUUUGGCUUGUGAUUGACAGCUAGAGCUUAACCACAUCAAACAGGAACUCCAUUCGUGGGCGAACGGAGUUUUGCAAAAUAACAAUGACUUUGGGCAGGCGUUAUCUUCACUCCCCCACCCCCACUCCUCUCCUUAUUUUAGACUGUCGACCGCCCCCUUGGUACAAAUUUCUUUCUCUCCCUAGCCUUCCGCAGCCAUUGAAAUCAAAGAUGGCGGCCAUAAUUUUCGUUAAGGAAAUUUUGAGCACCCACUCACCAAAAUUACGCCCGCUCUGCAGGCUAAUAUCAGAGAAAAGGCCGUAGAACUAAACGUCACGACCAUGUUUAUUCCUAUUACCCCUUAAGUGAUCUUUUCCACUAGCAGAUUUUGGUACGUGCCAUUCCUUUUUAUUCAAGUCCUUUAUUUCAUGUGAUGCAGGUUUCGACUCACACCAAAGAUGAUUGUCCGCUGACCAUAAUUUUCUGUCCAUAUGCAGGAAUGGGUUGUGAUACAAAGGUGAGAAAUUCGUUUAACAGGCCCAGAGAAACGUAUCAUUUACCUUAUGACCUUAUAUUCCAUCGUGGUUUGAUUCGUAUUUCAAAUUGUCGAGAAGACUUCUGGAGGCUAGUUUUUUUGUUAUACAAAAUGUUCCUAGCAGUUACGAAAUGAAGCUGGUAAGGUAAAUAGACCAAUAUCUGCCGCUAAUAGACAAUCUCUUUACAGUAUUAACUUAAUCUUACCCGUCUAUGGAAGCAGCCAUGUAAUAAAUGACCUGUCUACUUGAACGUUCGAGGAAAUGUAAAAUGACCACGUGAUACCGUUAUCGAAAAGAACUUUGAAAUAAAUUAGCUGUUUAAGUUAAGGGCUUAGAUCAUGGUCUGUAGUAUUUCUGGCAAAUGAAGUAUAAAUUUUCAUGUAGGUCCAACGUCAAGAAAUGGAUUAUCAUCUUCAAUCAGCAACAAGAAUCCAUCUUGAUUUAGUUUGCAUCAAAUUAAAGAAAACAGAGAAUGAGCUGAAUAACACAAAAGAUAAGUUGAAGAAGACAGAAGAUAAAUCAAAUAACACAGAAGCUUUGUUAAAUGAGACAAGAGUUGAGUUGGAAAAUGCAAUGGAACUGUUAAAGUUGUCGAGCAUAAAACAUAACAACGUGUUUCCUUGGCGGAUUGACAGUUUUAGCGAGUUUUUGAAAGAAGCCAAAAACGGACGAAAAGAGAGAAUACAAAGUGAUCCAUUCUACACCAAAACUGAGACAGAAAGUUAUGGCUUCAAGUUAAGAGUUUGUAUUUACCCUAAUGGACUUGGAGAUUACAAAAAAACUCACCUCUCGGUGAUCGUGGUUGUAAUGAAAGGUGAAUAUGACGCAAUUUUACGCUGGCCCCUCAUUAAGACAGUGAAGUUCACAUUGAUUGAUCAACAGGGUGAUCCAGACCAACGGGAAAACGUGACCCGUGUGUUCUCCACGGAAAAUAUUCCAAGCUUUGCAAGGCCUGAGACAGAAGAAAACAUGGGAUGGGGUAUUCAUAAUUUUAUAUCCCAUUUGAAACUUCAUUCACGGCGCUACAUUGUGAAUGACACACUGUUUCUUCAGGUUGAGAUUAGUCCACCAUCUAAUACGACCUCCAAUCUUGAAGGUUAA
Molecule: messenger RNA, 8738 nt
Organism: Pocillopora meandrina
Lineage: Eukaryota; Metazoa; Cnidaria; Anthozoa; Scleractinia; Pocilloporidae
Source: the annotation of a GenBank genome assembly